CAGUUCGUUGUUAUUGUUGUUUUCUACUUGCGUUAUCUUUUCUUCCUUCUCCACAAGGCAAACCAACGCGCAAAAGCAGAGAUACAAGAAACACCCCAAUUACCAUUCAUUGUUCGCAUGGAUUGGGUUCGAGGAGACGCCGUUGGUCGAGGAAGCUUCGCCACCGUUAAUUUAGCAAUUCCCAAGACCAACUCCAACUCCUCUCAGUUUCCCUCUCUAACAGCCGUUAAGUCCUCUGAAGCUCUCACCUCCUCUUCGCUCAAAAACGAAAAACACGUGCUCGAUCGCUUAGGCUCAUGCCCAAGAAUCAUUCGAUGCUUUGGAGAUGACUAUAGUUUUGAGAAUGGUGUUGAGUACUACAACUUGUUCCUUGAAUACGCCGCCGCCGGCAGCCUCGCCGACCAGCUUAAAAUUCACGGUGGCCGGGUUCCGGAGCCAAACGUUCGGCGUUACGCGAGGUCCAUCGUGGAGGGUCUUAUUCAUGUUCACCAAAAGGGGUUCGUUCACUGCGACAUAAAGCUUCAAAAUAUUCUCGUAUUCGAAGAUGGUGAAAUCAAGAUCGCUGAUUUUGGACUCGCGAAGGAGGCAGGGGCGAAACAGGGGAAGAGUGAUGAGAGGUUCGAAUGCAGGGGAACGCCGCUGUUUAUGUCGCCGGAGUCGGUAAACGACGGCGAGUAUGAGUCGCCGGCGGAUAUAUGGGCUUUAGGGUGUGUGGUGGUGGAGAUGGUUACCGGGAAACCGGCGUGGAAGGUCGAAAAGGAAUCGAGUAUGUGGUCGCUGUUGCUUCGAAUUGGGGUGGGAGAAGAGGUUCCCGGGAUACCCGAGGAGUUAUCUCAAGAGGGGAAGGAUUUUCUAGAGAAGUGUUUUGUGAAGGAUCCUAGAAAGCGAUGGAGUGCAGAGAUGCUUUUGAAUCACCCUUUUGUUUCUGAUGACACUGUUCCAUUUAAGCAUGUUUAUGAGUCACCGAGGAGUCACUUUGAGUUCCCUGAUUGGGUUUCGAGUGUCGCGGCUUCAAUUCCCAGUUCACCGGAUUCUCAAGAGCCAUGGACUUUUGAUUCUUCUUCGUGUUUUAACAAUAGUUUAUAUUCGCCGGUGGAUCGGCUCCGGCAGCUUGUUACGGCUCGGAGGCCGGCGAGUGGGUCGGAAUCUGAUAGUUGGACUAGCGUUAGGUGAAGUGGCAGAGGAACUAGAAGAUUGUGUUGUUCAUCGCAAUCGUUAGGUUCUGGUUCGAUUUUGAUAAUUAUUCAUAUUCAUUGAUUUAAUUUUUUUUAGGCUGUAAAUUGGGUACGAUAUAGGCACAUUUGUGAUUUGUGAUCUGACUUGAUGGAAGAGUUCUAACUGGCGCCUGUUUGGCGCGUUGUACAGAGGCUGAUUUUAUAAUAGAGAAAAAAUACAAUAUUUUUGCUUUUUAUCAAUUAUUUCUGUUUAAUUUCUUAAUUAUUUUUUGUUAUCUUGGGAAAUUUUUCUUUUACUACGAGGGGUGCAUCAAAUGGGGUAAGGCCGCGGUCGUAAAAGUGUUGACAUGAUGAUUAAAGGCAUGAUUACUUGUUGCCACAAAGAAGAUGGGGUAAAUGGGGUCUUAAACUUUUGUGUCGGUUUGAUCGGCGUCAAACAACCCAAGUGCACAUUUUUGGCGCUAACGCUUUGACAAUUUGUUAUUGUCAAUGGGUAAAAGUAAAUCAAUGAAUUGUGUUCGUAGACACUUUUCUUUAUUGUGGAUUCCUUUGACUGGGAUGGUUUUAAAUCUCGAGUGUGAAAUGAAAAGGUAUGGGGAGCACCUGGGCCUUCACGGUGUCGCGUGCCAGCGAGAGGACAGCUCUUCGAGCAUUUUGGAAACAGGGAAUUAAUAGUGCUUAGAUAUUAAUGGUGAAAAUGAAGAUGAUGAAAAUAAAACACUGUUAAGAAUUUGACAUUCAAAUUUGGGUUAAAAAUAUCCCGAUCUACCCGCUGUGGGGAAUUCCAUCUAAGUUCUUAUGAAUGUAAUUACGUAUAAGAAUAGGAAAUUUAGAAAGAAAGGAAUCAACCAUUACCAACUUCACACAAAGCAUUGUAGAAUAAGGGCAACGUAGGAGUGAGAUCAAAGCAUUCUAGAUUUUCUUCUUGUGGGAGAGGGCAGAGGUAUCCAAUCGGAGCAGUAAAAUCAAAAGAAAAUGGUCAAAUAACGAACUCCCAUGUUCAUAUGACUUGUGC
This is a messenger RNA of Abrus precatorius (Indian licorice), 2190 nucleotides long. RefSeq names its product mitogen-activated protein kinase kinase kinase 17-like. The transcript has a single exon. The record is from RefSeq and is a predicted model, not a curated record. Gene Ontology annotation, biological process: protein phosphorylation. Gene Ontology annotation, molecular function: protein kinase activity; ATP binding. Bases 118 to 1173 code for a protein of 351 amino acids. NCBI's taxonomy places the organism in Eukaryota, Viridiplantae, Streptophyta, Magnoliopsida, Fabales, Fabaceae.